This is a messenger RNA of Cladocopium goreaui, 5156 nucleotides long. Lineage: Eukaryota; Dinophyceae; Suessiales; Symbiodiniaceae. The record is from the annotation of a GenBank genome assembly.
UCACAGACGCCAUGGCUGUUCCUCCAGCUGGACCUGAAGUCUUGAGUCACGUUCCCCGGGAGGAGCGUCUCCACUUUGCCGUGGCGUUGCUCCUGGAGACUCAGAGCUUCCCCUUGCGCGGCGUGGAUUUGGAAUGCCGGUUGCAGCGCUUGCUGGCGGUGAAUGGCAGCACCCGGCUGGCGCAGGAACUCUGCAUGGAGUCGACACACUACGGCGUCACCUUGGGAUACCUCGACAGCACCAAGUUGCAGCUGCUGCUGGAUGAAGCCUCGGACUACGCAGCUGCUUUCUGGCAAAGAUUCCGUCAGCGGAUGCGAGACGCCCAGUACCCUGGCAUCCCCGAGUUGGCUUCCGCCUUCAAGCGCCAAGCGCGCGAGAGUGGCAUCAGCCACAACCUGCACCUAGUGGAUUUGCGGAGCACCGGCAAGGGAGACGUUGUGGGCGCUCUGUGGGCGAAAACGUUGAAGAGCCUGGGCAUGCCGCAGGAGGAGUUGUUGCAACGCCUGCAGAUGGUGGCCGGACAGGUCCACCUGCGUCCCUCCAUGGGCCUCCACUGGGCCCUGCCUCUCAGCGCCGCCUUGCUGCGCCUCAGCGGCCUGCCGGAGGCAGCGCUGGGGGAACUCAGACAUCAGAUUCUCUCGCGGCACCACUCCAUGAGUCACGUCUUCGACACCCGACUGAACCUCGCAGCCUCCAUGACCAACAAAUCAGCCAUGGCCAAGUUACUCUUUGAAGACUUUCGCAGCAACUUUCACCAGAUCAUGUCUGAUGUGGACGACGACGAGGAGUACGAGCGAAGAUUGGCGGCGCUCUUCGCAGCAUGUGAUGCGCAUCAAGAUGGAGCUGUUGAUCAGGAGGAGCUCCAACAGGCCCUCUCCGUCUGCGCGCCCCCCGCUGGCCUCUCCCGCCUGCGGACACUGGCCAUUUUGCAGUAUGGAGGUUGGAAGGCGGCCUGGCAGAGCGUGGGUGUGACGCCGGAAGACCUGAUUACUGUAGCUCGCUUUGUUGCCUUGGCUGCCAAUCUGGAUAUCUCCUACGAGGACGCUUGGGCCAUCUUUUCGACCCUCUCACCAACAGGUGAGGCCAUCAGCUAUCACCAGCUGGUGCAACACGGAGGCGACUUCACCCUGCACGAGUUUGCGCUGCGCGCCUGGUUGGCCUGCGAGGUGGGCGGCAAGAUGGAGGACGUGGCCAAACGGCUGCAGUCCCCGAUGUUGGAUGGCGACCUGAAUCUGCAGACCUUUCGACAAGUUUGUGGAGUAAACGCCAACCCAGGCGACAGCCUUGGCCUCGACAGUUCCCUGGGCCCCUCGCUGGGUCUGACGAAGGGCGGCCUGGCGACGAAGCCGCGCAUCCCGCAGUUGAAGUGCCAGCCGCCCCUGACGGAGGGCGAGGUGGAGGCGGCCUACGGUGCCUUCAAGGCCAAGUACUUCUCCGUGACGCUGGGCGCCAUCCGUUCGGAGCUCACCAGCAACACGGCCUUCAGCGAGGUCUUGGCCCUGGACCGGAUCUCUGCGAGCAUCGGGGAAACCAUGAUUUGUCGCUACAGAGUUCCACGUGAACUUCAGUCGCAACUGCGAGAGCAUUCGUUUAUCGCCUUGGUACCUUCCAACAUGUACUGGACUUCAGGUGGUGGUGGCAGUUGGAUGCUGGGACGUCAGACGGUCACAGAGAUGACGGGACCCAAGUUCUCCUUGAACCGCAGUGGUGAAGGCGUGGUGCGUCUGCAAGUCUGGCCCGGCGUGAGCCAACUGGACCUGGGCGCGGCGGAUCUCCGCAUCUUCUCGUCGCCGGAUGCCAUGGCCAUCGGCAAACAGGUGGGUGGCAGUGCCCGUUUUCAGCUGCGCCCUCCGGCGCCUGGCAGGGUGAUGACGGAGUCGGCCUCCCUCACACCGACCUCCAUCCGUCUGCUGUGGGAGGCUCCACAUGCUCCCAUGACCAGCCGUGGGGAGCGAGAGCAGCAUUUCCGCUACGUGGUGCGGGGGAAACCCAUGGGGUUGGAGAUCGAACAGGAUACAGAUUCGCAGGAGAGGCAGAUGGUCUGGUCGCAUCUGAAGAAGAAACGAACAAAAUUUUUGACCCACGAAGUGAAUGGUCUGCUGCCCGGUGUCCGCUACAAAUUCCAGGUUCACGCCAUCACCGACGGCCGCGACGGCCGCGACGGCCCCGCACGGCGCCGGAGCCUCGACGAGCGCACGCCCUCGGCAUCCCCGGUGGCGACGCCGCGCGACGGCGGCGCGGCGUCCUGGGCCGUGGCGUCCUUUGGGGCCGUGGCCCCGGGGGCCACGGCCCCGGGGCUGGAGAGCUUGGCCUCCCCCGGGGUGGAGGUCACCAUGCCCCAACGUCCCGCUCCUCCCCAACCGAGCCACGCCGUGUUGGUCGACCGCGGCCUGGGUGGAUCCUUCACGCUGCGCUGGGCGCCGCACGACGGCGCCAAGGAGGACGUCAAGGCCUUGGACUACGAGGUCUUUUGGACCGUGCCCGGGGAGGAAGCCGAAGCCGACACGGCGCAGCUGCACGCGGACCAGGAAGACCAGAGCUGCUUCGGUCAACGCAGCGCGGUGUGGCGCUAUCCGCUGCCCGUCUUCCUCCGGAAGACCGCGGAGGGCACGGUGGAAGGUCUGCUGCAUCCGCCCGAAGCCGAUGGCGUGGCCGACGGCAAAGCCGUGCGCUUCUGCGUCCGCGCGGUGGAUCCCAUCACGGGCUCCACCUCGAUGAUGGGUGACCUGGGUCCUCCCAUCCAGUUGCCCUCGGCGGCGGAAGUGAUCCUGCGCAACGUGGACGCGGUGAACCAAAUCGGCGAAGGGGCCGUGAGGGCCGGGGGCUUCAAGCGAUUUCUGGAGGACGCCGAGGAUGCAGGCUUGAUUGGCGGCGAAGGCACCGAAGUGGACUUGCGGAAACAACUCUACGAGAAGGUGGAAAGCGCUGGAGGCUUGGAAAGCAUGUUGGAAGCCUUAGCGGAUCUGCAGAUGAAGAACUUCAAGGAAGCCUGUGAGGUGGUGCGGUCCAUCCAAGAAAGUACGGAGCUGACCGCUGAGGAGACGCCCUCUUGGCAGCACGUGGUGAAGUUGGUGGCCGGUGCUGGUGGCGCCAAAAAGUUCACCAGGAGCUUCACCACGGUCGAAUUGGCUGAAGUCUUGGGCAAUACGCAGCAACUCGCCGCCCUUGGCAUCUUCGAAGGAAAGUCAGAGGAUCACACUUUGCGCGAUGCCUUGCUGACGAAUGAUGAACACAUGCCUCAGUUCUUCAGCAAGAUUCAGGAGGAGUUGGGCGGCCUCACCUUGGACGAACGCCAAGUGGCCGACUUGUCCUCUGCGCUGGGCAUCAUGGCACGCCGCAGCAAGGGCAACUGGACGGAAUUGGUCGAUCUCAUUGCUGGGGAGGGCGGCCCAACGCCUGUGCAGCCCCUGGUGAAAUAUUCCGAAGGCCAUGUUCAGGAGUUACAUUCGGCUAUGCAGUUGAGCAGUUUAGAUGUGGAAGGUUUGAUCAGCUUCCUGAAAACGGCAGGUGAGGCGGAGUUCAUUGGUCAAAGUGCCGAUGCCAAGGUUCGAGAGGACUUCCUCACAAAGUUGUCGGCAGCCGGUGGAGCGUCUGUUUUGUACAGCUCCCUGCAAGGGAUGGAUUUGAAGGCCUUACGGCCAGCGAUCAUGGUGGCACGGGCUGCCAACUUACAUCGAGAGUCAUGUUUGCAAGUCACGGCUGGAAGCAUCAGCCGUGCAGAUGCAUGGCACAAGUUAGUGGAGAUAAUCGAAAGCAAGUGGGGAGGACCACAGGCAUUCCUUGCGGCCAGCGGGGAGCUCUACGAGAGCCAUCGGGCCAUCGCCACAGAGCGCCGCGAGGAAAGCGCCUUCGACGGCUUGGUGGAGCAGACGGGCGGAAGAAUGGCGGUCACGGAGCUGCUGAAUCUCACCGCCAGCGCUGGUGGAGUCCAACAUGUCCUGAAAGCACUGGGACCUGUGCAGCUGUCACAGGUCUGCAACUUCCUGGAAAGCCUGCGACGUGGCGGGGGGCGCUUCCAGGAUUUGGAGAAGCUCAGUGCAAUGCUUGGAGAGGCAGGCGGCCUAACGCGUUUGGUCAAGAGGAUCGAAGCGAAGGUUCAGGACACCAGCAAACUGGCAGAGAUUAUCGAAGGUGGAGCAACCUUCGAAAGGCACGGUUUCCUGGAUCUGCCGGACAAAGAGCGCGAGAAGGUGCCGGAAGUCUUAGCCAAGGUGCGGCCCAAAACCGGCGUUCCGUUGAAGGCCACCAAAGUCACCAAAGAUUCCGAUGCACUGACGGACGCGUGCCACUCGAUGCUUCGUUUCACCGCCUGGCAGCGUUGGAUCGAGAUCCAGUUACCUCCGAAGAGAUUUGCUGGCGAUCAGCGCGUCUUCAGAGGUUCGGGGCUUCGAAAGAAAUACCAGGUGCUCCUUAGACCGCCUUCUUCGGCUUGGGCGGAAGGCUUUGAUCCUUUUGGAGAAGAGCAGAAGAAGCAGGCUCCCAAGGAUCUGAAGAAUCCGCCGGAAGACGCGCAGGUGACAAAGAGUGGCCUGAAGUGGAAAAUCCUGAAAGCUGUUGACUGCGAAGCGACGAAAUGUGCCAAGCCCCGCGCCUUCGACAAGGUCUCAGUGGCCUUCACAGGCUUUGAACCGGACGGCCGGGUCUUUGACUCCUCGCGCACGCGCGGCAAAGUACAAUUCCAGGUGAGUCAAGUGAUCCGGGGUUGGACUGAAGGUCUUCAAAAGAUGAACGUGGGCGAGACCAUCAGACUCUGGAUUCCAGGCGAUUUGGGCUUUGGUUCUGAGGGCAAAGGUGGCCCCCCAGGCGAUAUCGUUUUGGACGUGACCUUGUUCGGCCUGAAGCGCGGCCAAGCACCGCCCCCCACGCCAGAGGAGCUCACAGCGCCGGCGGAUGCGGAAGUGACGGAGUCCGGCCUCGCAAGCAAAGUGAUCCGCGAAGGCAAUGGAACGGACACGGCGAAGGAAGCGAACCGAGCUGUUGUGGAAUGGUACGGCUGGACGGCCGACGGGCAGCUCUUUGACUCGUCCAUCAACCGGGGUGAGCCUCAGGUGGAAGUGCAACAGCAGAACGUGCCCAAAGGAUUUUGGGAAGGCUUAAAGUUGAUGAAAGCGGGUGAGACGAGAAGCCCCACCAAGGAGGCCACCACCAUCACGUGA